GCCACUUGACUUUACUGCCUCUGCCUCUGUAUCUACUUCGUCCCCAGUCUCCGUGCUUUCUUCUGUGUUCGUUCCCUCUUUACCGUGCUCAUCUUCUUUUGUAGCCUUUCUCUCCUGCGAUCGCGUACCCUUCACGCUUCGCUCUCUUUUGGACAUGAUGUCGCAGUCCCCGCCAUUGACUGUGCAAACCACCUCUCCUUUCCUCAUGUCCUCUUUCAGCCAUCUUGCCUCAAGUUGAAGAGUCGCCAUCUAAUACACUUUUCAAACGCCCAUCUGAAACCCUGUUGGAUCGCUUCUAGCGUCAUUAUCUGUGGGCGACAGCGUCCUAGCGCCCAUACUUUGACGUCCUUGCGCACACGAACCCUCAGCCUAAGCCUACCAGCACAAUUCAGCCAUGGCCAACUCGAUGAACCCAGUCAAUCUCUACCAUGACCCGUCCCUUGACAUCUUGCUCUCCCAGAACAGGACUUCCUCUACCAAGAAUACCAACUCAUCUCGACGGCAUAGCAAUGGCCAUCAUCGCCGCCCCACCUCCGACAACCUCACCCACGAGCAGGUCAUACCACCUCCCACCGCACCCGAUGUCCCUCAAGGCCCCCCGAUUUCAUAUCGAGGAUUCGGCGGCACGGACCCAACUGUCCACAGAUCCUUCUCCCAGCGAGUCAACGGACGUCCCUUCCCAAGAGAAGCUUUUGCAGACCAAGAUUUAGCGACUACAAGUCAACAAACCACCCCGAUCUCCUACCAGUCAGCCCACCCUUCGGAUGAGGCUCCCACUGUAGCCCGUCGCAAACCUGUUCCCAACGAGACCCUACGUUUGACCACCACCAAUCUCAAUGGGAACCCUGUUCCUUACACUCAAGGGCAAGAUCCCACUUCGUCUCGUGACCCUCGCUCCGUUUCGCUGCCCUCGGCGACUAGGUCACAAUCCCAGCAUACAGCAACUCCUUCUCGAGCGCACCAUGAACCGCCUUCUGCAGUGACCAGGUCUAGUGCUUUUCAAAACGACUCUCAGAGACGUGACUGGGCUCCCGAUCGCUCUCCUCUGCAAAAGUUGGAGGUGACACUCAAUGACAUCAGCAAGGAAGAAAAGCGAGCUCGCGUGCAAGAGGCUGAAAUGCUCUUGCGUGAGCGGAACGCCAAUCGCCAACUUCCAUCGUCUACUAUGGUGCCUUUGUUCCCCGACACAGAAGCCACGACAUCGGCUACUGGAGGACAAGCAAGCGGACAGCAAGCUCCCCAAACAGAGUCGAUGCCCCCUCCCACCCAGGACCAUGCACUCGUCAGGAGCCUUAGUACCACCCAGCGUCAGCGACUCCAGCACAGCACAACUCUCGACAAUCACCGUCCCGACGCCCGGAGAUUGUCCGGUGAAAAGCAUCCAGGCUUUGACUACACAAUCUCAAGCACAGUCGCUUCACCACCUACCACUACCCGUGGCGAGAGUCGAAAAUACCGCAGACAAGACCAUACUGAGAAUUCAACCCGCGGAUACCCUUCUGAUCACAGCCAGAGACCAUUGGACGGUUCCCUACCACCCACGAUAGGCGAUCAUCAUCAGUUUGGUGUAUCUGAUGCAGAGCCGUUGUCUAAACCUUCCACAAGCCGGCGUUUGCCUGAAAACCAGCCACGUCCCAUGUUGGAAACUCCAACAGCUGUACCAAUGUCUCGGCGCGAGUUAGGCGAUCGAGAGAUGAACGCUUCUCACAAGGCCGCAUUAGAAAAGCUCACCGCUGGAGCCGCUCCCAACGUUCGUAAUGGCUCGCGCAAGCUUCAAAAGCCGCCUCCUGCCGUAUUGGUCCCAUCUGGUAAUCGAACAGGAGCAGCAGCAUUGUCAAGUAGGAUACCCGUGCCCACUUCCGAACCACUCCAUACUGCAGCAAUUCCAACAGCACGAACAGCAUCUAAUGCAACUGCCCGAGCCAUUGAUUCUCACGUGAAUCCCAGGAGCCAAGAUCAUCCGAGCACUCCUCCCACGGGAGUUGGCCCACAGCCAUCGCCCCAUCCGAGCAGCCCCAGGUCACCACCAGAAAGAGUCAUCGAUGUCACCAGGCAACGACAGCGGAAGUCAAACGUCUCAUUCAAGGAACCUAUGAAGAGACGCCCAGUUGACGAAUGGAAAGAGGCCGGGAUUGCGAGGCUUUCAGCUGUCGAUUUCCUGACUACUGCUGAUUCACCCCGAGAAAAAGCAAAGGCUUGGUGGGAACAUCAGGGGUCCGCAGCAAGGCGUCGGAGCGUACCGAACAAGACCGCUGAUCACACGAACUUCGAUGCGUCAAUUGAUGAUAAAACCGCAGAGUUCAGCCCCAAACUUUUCGUGCGUUGCGGCCCUUUGUUACGCUACACGGGUAUAAAGACGCUCAAAAGCGAUGCCGGUGAUGGUAGUCGCGAAAUAUGGCGAGGGAGCGUUAUGAUUGUGACGCAGGACUCGCACUCGUCUUAUGACCCUCCUCCCACCUUGCGCCUCUUUUCGCAACCACAAAGACUGCUCCCGCCGCCGCCUCAAAUGGUCCACAGCGAUGAUUUAAGUCCAGAAUAUGUGGAUCCCAUUGCGGGGCUCACCAAAUUAUCCCGUACGGGACGUGCAUUGUAUGUUCGCCCAGUAGAUCAUCUGGAAGAAGGAAAAGACCUCUCCCACAUCGAGAAUGACGAUGGCCUGUUUGAAAGCUCGCCAAGUCCUCUUGAAGGAUUUGGCGCACAAAGCUCGACUACCAGAGCCAGAGCCAACAGAGUCCUGGAUAACGAUGGCGAGAGGCUUGGACGAUAUCAAGAAGUUCGAGGAGCACGGCUAUAUGCCGACCCGGACAGGGACGUCACCUUCUGGAGGUUCAAUCUGGAGAUAGAGUUGGGCGAGUCGCAAAAGCACAUUGCCUAUCGCAUCAAUGGUGGUCCUUCAGUGGGGUUCUGGGUGCCUGCGCAUGGCGAAACCAUGAAUAUCAUGUUCCAUAGCUGCAAUGGUUUCAGCCUUGCGGUUAAUCCGGACAAUUUCAGUGGCCCAGAUCCAUUGUGGAGAGACGUUCUCAACACCCAUCAGACGCGGCCAUUUCAUGUAAUGAUUGGAGGUGGAGAUCAGAUCUACAACGAUCGGGUCAUGCUUGACACACAUCACUUCGGCGCCUGGACUCGCAUGCGAAAUCCCAAUCACAAGCACAACGCUCCUUUUACCAACGAGAUGAAAGAAGAGCUUGAGUCAUUCUAUCUCCACCGAUACUCUACGUGGUUCUCUCAAGGCCUGUUUAGUAUGGCUGCCAGCCAGAUUCCCAUGAUCAAUAUUUGGGACGACCAUGACAUCAUUGAUGGGUUUGGGUCUUACCCAAACCAUUUCAUGGAGACGCCCGUCUUUUCAGGCUUGGGCAAUGUAGCUUUCAAGUACUACAUGCUUUUCCAGCAUCAGAGUGUGCCUGAGGAGACAACUGCCCAUGAGCCCAGCUGGCUGCUGGGGCACGAACCUGGACCUUUCAUCAAGCAGUUGAGCAGAAGUGUCUUCAUGCGUCUUGGAAAACAUGUGGCAUUCCUGGGGCUCGACUGUCGCACAGAGCGCAUGCACGGUGAAGUUCUGAGUGUUGACACCAUUGACGUCAUUCUCGAGAGGUGUCGUAAAGAACUAAUCGAAGGAGAGACCAAGCAUCUUUUGUUGUUGCUCGGAAUUCCCAUAGCGUAUCCCCGACUGGUGUGGUUGGAAAACGUGCUGACAAGUCGUCUUAUGGACCCAGUCAAAGCUUUGGGUCGAGCAGGCAUUAUCAAAGGCGGUUUUCUGAACAAGUUCGACGGCGGCGUUGAAAUCCUCGAUGACUUGGACGACCACUGGACCUCCACCAACCACAAGAGCGAACGGAACGAUCUCGUCAAAGAUUUACAAGAUCUUGCUGCCGAAAAAUCCUGUCGGAUAUCAAUAUUGAGCGGGGACGUUCAUCUGGGAGCGAUUGGGCAAUUCCACUCCAACCCGAAGCUGAAGAUUCCCAAGGACAGGGAUCAUCGAUAUAUGCCCAACGUCAUUUCGUCAGCCAUCGUCAAUAGUCCGCCGUCGGAUAUGUUGGCCGACAUCCUCAACAAGAGGAAUAAGACGCAUCACCUGGAUAGGUACACAGACGAAAAUAUGAUACCAAUGUUUACUCACGACGUGGACGGUAAGAAACGAAACAACAAGCAUAUGCUUCCGCGAAGAAAUUGGUGUUCGAUCCGGGAAUAUGUCCCAGGAUCUACGCCACCGCCAUCUCCUCCAGACACGCCAGACAUGUCAGACAUAUCCGGUAACGAUGAGAUUUUGGAAGGCUUGACGGACCAGAGGCCCCCAGCUCGACGCUUUUUAUUUAGCAAGGAAGAUGUGAGCCCACGCAAUUUGCUGCGCAGGCUCAGCUCACGCCGUGCACCACCUAACUCAUACCGCGAUAUGAUGUAUGAGCAAGGACGAUCUGCCUCUCAUGAUGGCACCUUGCAAGCACAACACCGUGCACGCCCAAAUAGUAGAAGUGUGUCGGACUCGCGACAAUCUUCUGUCGAGUAUGGAGCACAGACCAGGCCACGAGCGGCAUCGUUGGACCACAAUUCAAACCCGGCUCUCAUGCGUCCGGGGGUCUUUAUGCGGCGACCGACAAACCUCUCUGAGAAGGCAGCAAGAAAGGGCAAUAUACCCGCAGUGGAUGCGGAAGGAAAAGAAAUAGACGUCAACGACAGCAUCAACCUCGCAGGUGGGUUGGAUGUGGUCCUCAACAUGGAAAUCAGCCAGAAAGAUCCCUCGGGAAUCACUAUGCCAUACCGCUUACUCAUCCCUGCCCUCUGGUAUGAUGGUAGUUCGGAUCGUGAGAAACUGGAUGAAGCUAGCGGGGUCGAGCGUCGGGCUCCAAUUUUCUCCCGCUUUGGCUUUACUGGACGCCGUGGCCAAAAGGCCACACGGACAGGCGCAGACCACAAUAUGGCCCACACGGAGAGUGAGUACGAAAGCUAUAGUGAGGAGGAAGAGAUUCAGCAACGUACAGCCCAGCCACGACGAAGAUUCAGCCUCUUUGGUAGCCGAAGGCCGAAGGAGCAGCCUUCUCUGAGUGGAACGGAAUCCGACGAAGAUGAACGAGACCCUGAGGGGGGAGCGGGACAUCCCAUCGCACCCCGGUACGGACAACCACCCCAGCGAACAGCUAUUGCCCCAACUACGUCGACGAGAACUGCGCAAAUUCCGCAGAAUCCGACUGGUCCGGCCUCUCAUGAUGUGCUAUAUGAUACCGAAAGGCGACCGCCACCGGACCACAACAUCGACCCGAGAAUGCACCCGAGCACGAGGCGGUCACUUACCAUUACCUCUGAGGGCAACCGAAGGCAUCAGCCAAUGCGAGUGGACGGUUCUGCUAGGUCGACAAGCGACAGCUACACACGACUGUACCCAGAAUCCCCAGUGACUGCAAAGCGAACUGAUGCGGUACAGGCACUUGAUGCCAUACCUAGGGAGGAGAGCGGUAGCGAGGAACUGUAUGAGGACUUCCCGCCUUCCAGGUCGGCAGCACUUGCUGGAAGUGUGCCUCAGAGGCGAUUGAGCAAGCAGGAAAGAGUAUUGGGAAUAUCACAAUCCGACCCCCCGCUGCCAGCAAUGCCACAUCAACUUCGUGGAAACGGAAUAAUUGGCCGGGACCUCAAUGGGCCGGUGCCAGCCCAGAGGAUUGCCGCUAGUCAUCAGCCAACAGGAUACUCAGGCAUCGAGGCAUGGAAGGAACCGCGGCCGCGAAGAGGAUUCAGUUUGAGGAAAGCCCGAGACUGGUUGGACGGCAGGGGGCGUGGGGACAAGGAUGAAUUUGAUUGAGCUCGUCGAUGGCGAAACUGUCCAGAUAGCAUCAGGUGGACAAAAGCAGGAACACUGACCCAUUGCGGAAGGGAAGAGAUCCUUGAGCAGACUUGGACUUGGUGACUAGAUUUAGUGAAGAAAUCAGGAAUAUAACGAAGUCAGAGAUCCUACAGCAGUUGACUUGAUGACUGGAAUGAAGUCGAAAGAAAGACAUGCACGUGCGGCGAAGUCUGAC
This is a messenger RNA of Exophiala mesophila, 6005 nucleotides long. RefSeq lists its product as uncharacterized. The record is from RefSeq and is a predicted model, not a curated record. Gene Ontology annotation, cellular component: membrane. Lineage: Eukaryota; Fungi; Ascomycota; Eurotiomycetes; Chaetothyriales; Herpotrichiellaceae. The transcript has a single exon. The coding region runs from base 395 to 5788 and encodes 1797 amino acids.